Pseudomassariella vexata is the source of this 2279-nucleotide messenger RNA. Its product is annotated as major facilitator superfamily domain-containing protein. The transcript is spliced from 4 exons. Gene Ontology annotation, cellular component: fungal-type vacuole membrane. The record is from RefSeq and is a predicted model, not a curated record. NCBI's taxonomy places the organism in Eukaryota, Fungi, Ascomycota, Sordariomycetes, Amphisphaeriales, Pseudomassariaceae. Bases 357 to 2117 code for a protein of 586 amino acids. Gene Ontology annotation, molecular function: basic amino acid transmembrane transporter activity. Gene Ontology annotation, biological process: transmembrane transport; basic amino acid transport.
CGGAGACACCGGAAGCCUGGAGAGCUUGGCUGUUAUCAGAUUGCUUGAUGGAUGACCAAUUGGAUGUCGAUCAGGUGUGUAAUCAACAACUGUCCUUCCAUCAAGAUUUCCGUUAAUUCCGCAAUGGCACCAGUCCAUCCAUCUAUAACAUCUGUUCUCCAAAGCUCCUAAUCUGUUGUCAACAAUUUCGUGAUAGCAAACCAGUGGCGUCAAAGCUGGCUGCCUGUCGUCCCUGCUCCUGAUCCUGUAGCGUCGCGUUCCUGUCCGUCACGAACCAAAAGCUCGGGAUCAUACUACGUUCCCAUCCCCUUUUAUCUCACCCGUCACACCAACAGCAUCACACCCACCUUACAGCUAUGCCAGAUCAAUACGAGGGCGACGACUCGUCGUCACCGGGCCAGACCGUCGCGUCUGAACAGACCCCCUUACUCCGGUCCGACACCAGCUCUCAGACUAGCCGCAGUGCACCAUCAAGCCCCGAGUGCCAAGAUGCGCCGGCGGCCGAUGGUGAUGAAGCGAAUCAGAAAGUCAGCCCGAGACGGGCCGUGGCGAUUAUACUCAGUAUCUAUGUUCUGAUAUUUCUGCAAGCGAGCAAUAUGUCUGGUAUGACGAUGGCCCAGUCCGCCAUUGCCGAAGAUCUAGACGCUUAUGAGUACGCCAUGUGGUUCACGAGCGCAUACCUCAUCGCGCUAUCGUCACUUGCGCCCCUGACGGGCCGGUUGGCUACCAUUUUCUCGCCGCGGAGCAUGGUGCUAGUCGCGUCUGUGUUUUUCGCUCUUGGGGGGGUUAUCACGGCGGGGGCGUACUCAUUCUCAGUUUUCAUCCUGGGACGGGUUGUCACCGGGAUGGGAGGUGCGGGGCUUAUGGUGCUGGCUUUUAUUCUCGUGCUGGAAUUGACGAGUAAGAAGCAGAGGGGAUUGUUUGUGGGCAUGGUAAACGCGGGUUUUACGAUGGGCAUCUCGCUUGGGGCUGUGGUUUUCGGAAUUUUGAUUCCGGUCACGGGAUGGAGGGCUCUGUUCUGGAUCCAGGUCCCUGCUGGAUUUAUCGCAGGCCUGGGCGUGUACUUCAGCAUCCCUAAGUCGUUCACGUCGGGGCAGGGGGAGGGGGGUAAGGGUGUGUCGAUCAGCACGAAACUUAAGAAGAUUGACUAUCUGGGUGCUGUGGUGCUGACGGCUACUAUUGUGUGCUUCUUAUACGGCCUGUCUGGAAAGAUAGAGGUUACCCCUAUCCUGGUUUCCCUUGGUUUGCUCAUCAUAUUCGUGCUCAUUGAGCGCUUCGUCGCCGCCGAUCCAAUCAUUCCCAUCGCCAUCCUCCAAGACCGCGGUACAUUACUAUCUUGCUUCUCCCAAUUUGGAUUCAUGGCCUCCCGUUGGGCCGUCCUAUUCUACGCGCCCAUUACCGCCCUCGCCGUAUUUGGUUUGUCCCCCGGGGCGAGCGGCAGCAUGCUCAUUCCCACCAAUAUCGGAUUCGGUGCAGGGGGCUUGCUCGUCGGCUGGCUGCACGUCUGCCGAGCGGGGAGUUUCUGGACUUCUUGUCUCGUGUCUAUCGCCCUAUUCGCUGUGUCACUCUUGACACUCUCUAUUUCUUCCAGCCCCAGCAUAUCGAUAUGGGUAUACAUCACGACUCUCUUCUUUAAUGGCCUUUUUACUGGGGCCACCCUGAACUAUACCCUGGCCCAUAUGCUACACUUGACGCUGCCGGAGAACCAUUACAUUGCUACGAGCCUACUGGGCACGUUCAGGGGCUUCGCGGGAAGCUUCGGCAGUGCGAUUGGAGGCGGGAUAUUCAUGAGGACGCUGAGGGGAAGUUUGGAAAGGGGGUUCAGAGUCGUGGAUGGCACGGAUCAGCUUAGCCAGGGCCGGAAGAAGCUGGUAUCGAGACUCAUUGGCAGUCCAGCGUUCGUGUACAAUGGUGGGCUCGGAGACAUUGACCAGCAGGUCGCUGUUCAGGGUUACGUCGAUGGCUUGAAGGUCCUGUUCCAGGCGGCUCUGGUUCUAUCGUUUAUGGUGCUGGUGAUCCAGGCCGCGGCGGGUUGGAAGGGACCUCUUGAUAAAAAGGAAGAUACUGAGGAAUUUCGGGAGGCACUUAUGGAGCAUGACCCGGAACUUGAGGCCUGAAGUUGUCUAGGGAAAUACUAUGUUUUACAAGUAAUGUGUAAUAAGGGAAAUAAGGUAUUCCAUUGAGGGGAAUAACGUAGAGGCUUGUAUAUGUGUAAAAGUAGAGUAAAGAUAAGAGACACAGCACUGGUAUAGUCGCAAUAUUCACCGUCAUUACGUUCC